Messenger RNA from Salvelinus namaycush (lake trout), 1506 nucleotides. RefSeq names its product cut-like homeobox 1b (gene cux1b). The transcript has 11 exons. Lineage: Eukaryota; Metazoa; Chordata; Actinopteri; Salmoniformes; Salmonidae. Gene Ontology annotation, biological process: intra-Golgi vesicle-mediated transport. The record is from RefSeq and is a predicted model, not a curated record. Gene Ontology annotation, cellular component: Golgi membrane. The coding region runs from base 1 to 1383 and encodes 460 amino acids.
AUGUUCUUCAGAAGCCCAGGACGCUAUGCUGACCUGCAGCUGGAGUUCUCGUCUGCGGUCCGGAACAGCGCCGAGCAGAAGGAGCUCAUCCUCAAACUGGAACACGACCUGAGCAGCAUCCAGACCAUGUCCUCCCUGUCACGCCCUGAUGCUGAGGGGUCUGACCUGACUAGCAUGAUUGACAGCAUCCCUGAGCCAAUCAGAGAGGCCACUGCCAUGUUUACAGGUGUGGCCCCCCAGGGGGAGCUGCCUCAAGGCCAGAUGGACUCUCUCCUCUCCAUAAUCUCCAGCCAGAGAGAGAGGUUCCGCUCACGCAACCAGGAGCUGGAGGCUGAGAGUCGUUCCGUGCAGGUGACCAUGCAGGCCCUGCAGAGUGAGCUGGACAGCCUGCGUGCCGACAACAUCAAGCUCUACGAGAAGAUCAAGUUCCUCCAGAGCUACCCUGGCAGGGUGAGUAGGUUUCUCCAGAGCUACCCCGGCAGAGUGAGUAGGUUUCUCCAGAGCUACCCUGGCAGGGUGAGUAGGUUCCUCCAGAGCUACCCAGGCAGAGUGAGUAGGUUCCUCCAGAGCUACCCCGGCAGGGUGAGUAGGUUCCUCCAGAGCUACCCCGGCAGGGUGAGUAGGUUCCUCCAGAGCUACCCUGGCAGGGUGAGUAGGUUCCUCCAGAGCUACCCUGGCAGGGUGAGUAGGUUCCUCCAGAGCUACCCUGGCAGGGUGAGUAGGUUCCUCCAGAGCUACCCUGGCAGGGUGAGUAGGUUCCUCCAGAGCUACCCUGGCAGGGUGAGUAGUUUCCUCCAGAGCUACCCUGGCAGGGUGAGUAGGUUCCUCCAGAGCUACCCUGGCAGGGUGAGUAGGUUCCUCCAGAGCUACCCUGGCAGGGUGAGUAGGUUCCUCCAGAGCUACCCUGGCAGGGUGAGUAGGUUCCUCCAGAGCUACCCUGGCAGGGUGAGUAGGUUCCUCCAGAGCUACCCUGGCAGGGUGAGUAGGUUCCUCCAGAGCUACCCUGGCAGGGUGAGUAGGUUCCUCCAGAGCUACCCUGGCAGGGCUGGAGGCAGUGAUGACACGGUUACGGUGCGUUACUCCUCCCAGUAUGAGGAGAGACUGGACCCCUUCGCCUCCUUCAGCAAGAGGGAACGCCAGCGCAGAUACCUGAGCCUCAGCCCCUGGGACAAGGUUACACUCAGCCUGGGUCGUGGUAUUCUCUCCAACAAGAUGGCCAGAACCAUUGCUUUCUUUUACACCCUCUUCCUGCAUUGCCUGGUCUUCCUGGUGCUGUAUAAGACUGCCUGGAGUGAGAGCAUCGGUCGAGACUGCUCGGCCUUCUGUGCUAAGAAGUACUCGGAUCACCUACAUCGUUUCCAUGAGAACGGGGACAACCUGUGAUGAGCACGUGGCAGUGUUGUCAACAAGUCGUCAUGGCGAGGCUAAGGACAGACUGGAAAAGCAGCUUUAUUUUCUCCAGUAGCUGCUUUUGCCCACUAUGGGAUGUGCUUUCUCUCUGAUUUG